Molecule: messenger RNA, 474 nt
Organism: Ilex paraguariensis (yerba mate)
Lineage: Eukaryota; Viridiplantae; Streptophyta; Magnoliopsida; Aquifoliales; Aquifoliaceae
Source: the annotation of a GenBank genome assembly
AUGAACUCUAGUGCCAAUAGUACUGACUCGAGUCCGGCAUUACAUGAUCUUUUUUCGCCUUUAUCAUCUCCUGCAUUGCUAGAGGAUCUCAAAUCUGUGGUGCUUAAUCAGAUCAAUUUGAAUAAACAAAUUCAGCAAGUUUUGUUGUCAUCGCAUCAAUCCGGAAAUUUCUUGGAUGUAGCUGACAAUGUUACGGAUCCGAGACUUUAUGUUGGCAACUUCUUGUCCAUUGAUUUUUACCCUAGUUUCAACAAGAUGCCACUCUCAACUCAAAGUGUAUUCACUUUCAUUUUGAAGGUGGAAGCUAUGCUGGAUAAGACCAUCUGUGCCUUGUCUACUGUGUUCAUUGGAUCAUCCGGAUCAACUUUCACAGAAGACAUUUUGCGGCUUCGGAAGGACUGGGGAUUAGCAUCACCCUGUGAUGAGUACCUCUGUCGGGGUGAAGUGCCGAAUUUUAUUGCAGAUGACGAAUGA